Molecule: messenger RNA, 2541 nt
Organism: Sugiyamaella lignohabitans
Lineage: Eukaryota; Fungi; Ascomycota; Dipodascomycetes; Dipodascales; Trichomonascaceae
Exons: 1
Coding region: 1-2541 (846 amino acids)
Biological process (GO): regulation of DNA-templated transcription
Molecular function (GO): zinc ion binding; DNA-binding transcription factor activity, RNA polymerase II-specific
Source: RefSeq, a predicted model, not a curated record
AUGUCAUCUUCGAUAGCAGCGUCUGGUGGCUCGAGCCGGACGUUUAGCAAGUCCGAGCUUGACCAUUCAACCAGUUCGUAUGCUGUAUUAGGAACGUCGCCAAUCUCAGAUGGAGGAUUGUUGAAUUCGAAAGGAUUUGGUCCUGAGAAUGGCCAGCAGAGUCGAAUCAAUAUGGAGGGGUCGAAUCAGAGAGGUGAAAAUUAUGAUCCAAGGAAGACCGUCAAUGAUGGUGGAACCACGGUGACAUAUAAAUUGCAUAAAUCAUGCGACUAUUGUCGACAUAGAAAGAUUAAAUGUGUUAGAAGACCAGGAUCAGAAAUCUGUGACCAUUGUAGAAUCUGUGAGGUGGAGUGUACUUUCAGUAGGAAGAUGCCCAGCAAAAAACGAAAACUGCGGUCCGCAAGAAUUGUGGCUUCUCUUCGUGAUAGAGACAGAUUGGGAUAUGAAGGAAGUGGAAUUGGUAGUGCAGACGAUACAAAUGAUAGUAUGGGUAUGAGCAUUCGAGGUCGUGGAAGUGUAUCUGAAGAAGCAGUCGAUAAUGGCAAUUUCAUAGCAAAAGAAGAAAGUACUGCUAGUCCUAAGGAUAGGAAUCAUCUGACAGCUGUGAAAAUAGAGCCUGAGUCGGCUGAUUCUGAAGUUGGAUCUGGAGAGGGAGCAAUUGGCAAUGCUACAGUGCCAGGAGUACCCUCGUCUGUGAAAGGUGUGAGUGUGAGCACUCCAAUAAUGAGCUAUACACAACAGGGUACUGGAAUGACGCCAUUGACAGCAGGCGGAUGGUACUAUGAACCGUUUUUUGAUCUCAUUUAUAGUGCCAAAGCCUCGCCAAUGGAGGAUCCUAGUAAUGGCAAAAGUGGAGCACCUUCACCAUUGCCAGCUGAGAGUGUGAAUGAGGAGUCUUCUGCAUUUCCACAAGCAUCUGAAGGGUUACAAGGUAAUUCAAAGACGGAUGUAUUUGCGAUCCAUGGUCAUGAAGUCCACUCUACGAACCAUGUGAUUCCGACCACUAAUCAUGGUGUUCGAGGUGAUCAUGAUGACACCCAUGCCAAUAAUCGUAAACAAACUGAAAACAACUAUCCAUCUAUAAAUGGCUCGACAGACAGUCCACAUAGCCAAUAUACAGGAUCGCCAAAUAUAGCCGAAAUGGCACUAUCAGGGUAUGCCAGCAGACCCAACACAGAAACCAACAGCAACAACAACAUCAACACCAAUGGUAAUGCCAACACAAGUUCUAACGAACCAAUAUCCGCAUCGGUAUCAGUAACUACUCCGGGAGGCACAGCACAUGCCCUGCCACUGGACAAUAACUCUAAUCUCACAUCUCUAGCUAUCAUCGCUACUGAGCACAAUGCAUCAUUAACAGUACCAUCAAACCAUAGCAGACGGUUACCAGAAGACCCACAAGCAGUCAGAGACGCAUAUACUCUGUAUAUUGAGCCAUGUACACCGUUUUUCCCGCCGGAAUUCUACGACGCCAGUGACAUGUCUACACUGGCACGAUGCUGUAUGAGUCUUGCAUCCUUCUCAUCCCCUAACAGUGUUGCACCUGUCGGUUCGAUAGCCAUGUUAUAUGAAGUAGUUGACCAGCUGGUGGCACAGGAGACAGUAUGGAACGAGUUCUCACUUUCAGCAGUGUUCUGUGUUCUAGUAAGAUACAAACUGCCAUACGACAGAGUAUCCAGAGCCAUUAAUCAAUUCAUUAAAAAGGGACCUCAACACUAUCCAUCACCAGGAAUCAACUACAACCUACUAAUUGGAGCACUGUCAGCAUAUGCUUGGAACUCGUUGGUAGCCUAUGACAACCUGCGACCUCCUAAUAACGAUGAGGCAGAAAUCAUUGAUAUCUACGAAACUGUCACAAGUAACAUCAGCGAAGAUACAUUUGCAUAUCACUUUUUAUACGUUUCGACGCUACUUUGUCGAUUCAAAGUGUUGAUGAUUCUGCCGGACGAAGUAUAUUCACCCGAAUCACUAGCAUCCGGCAGUCCUCAACACGACGAUGCAUGGUAUUCGACCCGCAAAAGUCUCAUUCGACUAGAAUAUGAGCUUCUACUAUGGCCAGUUCGACUACCUAAACACCUGACUGUAGUAAAAGACGACCUCAUUGCUACACCCGGAGCGCUCAUCUUACACGUACUUCACAACACCGUGCUCCUGGCUUACUACAUUCAAGCCAUUCGACACAAAGACCCCUACGGACGAAUGCUUUCAAUUCUACCAGUGCCUGGACUCCUACAAUUUCUCUGUGGCAUGGCAGCAAGCUCGUUCAAAUGCCAGCCAGACAUCAUCGAGAAAUGGCCCAUCAUCCGCGACUGUCUCGUAAUCACCGCACGACUCAUGCUCGAACUGUACAACCAAACCGAAUACGAGAACUGUAAAGUAGCACUGGCCCUCUACCAAGACAGCCAAACCGCCCCAGGACUCUACAACUCGAUCCAAAAAGUUCUCGCGGCCGUCGACUGGGCUGCCAAUGACAAAGACGGCGCUGCCCUCUACUGGAUCUUCCGCGACGUACGGUCCAUGUCGCUCCAACACCUCCUCUAG